UAUAUAAGAUAUAUAAAAUAAUUUCUAUAUAUAAUGUUCAUUCCGCGCAAGGCGCGGAUCUUAACCUAGUCUUUAUUAAUUGUAAACCUUUCCCCUCAACCAGAGACUGAAUUUUGUUUACUACUUCCAUGAAAAAUGCACAUGCACGUACCAUUAGUAAUUAUUAUCAAUCCAUUUGAGCAAAUGAUGCGACGAUAGAACAAAACAAAAAACUGAAAACAUUAUUUUGUUUUAAUUAACAGAAAUCAAAUAUUGACAACACAUAUAUAUAUUUGACCAAAAAGGAAGACAACACAUAUAUGCUCAAGAAAAAACUAGUGUUUUGAUUUUCUUUUCAUAUUUUUUAAUCAGCCAACACUCGUACGUAUUUAACCAGAAGAACAACAAAAUACUUGAAAAACUUUUGAGACAAAACGAAUACUAUGAGGCACCAAAAAUACUUUAUGUCUGAAUUCAGAUACCUUAGCCACUGACAUCGAUCAUCCAUUCAGUCCCCAUUUUGCUCACCAAAAGCCCCACUCAUGUUUUCUCUUCCUCUAUUUUUGUCCCAUUUUCAUAAGAAAAUUUUGGGUCUAAGAAACAUUUUUGUUUAAAACACUGUGAUAUUUCAUGUUAGGUUAAUGAUAUCCGAAUUAAAUAUAUAGAUGUCAUCUUCUCCUCCCGCUAUUUGAUAAACUUUCAGAUUAGUGUUAUACAGUAGUAAAGGGUACAAAAGAAAACCUUAUUACAAGUAAAGUCAGCAAAUGCAACAGUGAGACACCGUUCCGGGCUCUUGGUCGUCGAGGAAAAUUGUGUCACCAACUCUUAUUAUACUACACAUAGAUUGCAACCGAAGUCGGCUAUCUUUUUCACUAUUUGGAAACAUGUUCUCAUUUUCUAAGACAAACGGGGGUAUAAAACUAUUUAUCACAUUUCUUUAAUAGGGCACUAUAUUUGAUAGCUGUAUGAUAUUAGAUUAGACCACAUAAAUUAUAAUAUCUGGGAAGCAAUUAUUGUCGGCAGCCCAUAACUUGUUUGCUUGAUUCACCUUUUUAUUAUGUACUAGGGCCGGGCCGCCCUACGGGCGGGAAGUUAUAAUAAAAGUGAUUUUAUAAUAAUUUAUGAAGUAAUUUAAAAUUAUGAUAGAUUAAAAAAUAUUAUAAACGAAAAAAUAAUGAAAGACUUAUGAGAUCAUUAUAAUUAUUUUUUGUUUUGAAUUAUAAUGACAGUAAAUUUCACUAUUCUCUGAUAAAUAACAUUAUAUUUUUAAUAUUUAUUUUAAUUCAAAUGUUUUGUUUUAUAAUAUUCUUAAUUAAACUAACUUAUUUAAGGUUUUUUUUUGCGAAUAUGACUCAAAACUUGAAGUUAUUCCUAAAGUAAUUCAUGCUUCUUUUUUUUUUGUGAUGUAAUUGUAUAUUCCCUUUGUAUGUAUGUUUUGUUAAGAGAAGUAUAUGUUUAUGGUUUUGAGAAUUUUAGGGUGUCGAAAGAUUAUUUAUAUUUGAGUUAAAAUGUUUUAAUGAGGAGGUUCAUUGAAUGAUUUAAUGUGAUAGUCAAUGAGGAUGCAUGAAUCCAACCGACUUCCAUAACAGUUCCAAAAUUCAACCAAGGGUAGAAGAAGUAGAAUCGAACAGUCAAAUACGACGCCUUCCAACUGAUCUUGAUCGGAAUUCAGCGUGGUCGGUGCAGCAAAUCUUCAUUGGCCGUAUGUUUGAACCGGAGUUGUUAAAACGCAGCAGAUAUGUCUUUCGUUCGUCGACAUUAUUUUUGGAGAAGAAGUCGUCUCAUGUGGGACCCUCUCAUGUGUUACUCUACGGCCCAGAAACCCAAUUAUGUUAAGCCCAAAACACUGAUCUGAAAUAUUUAUUAACAAAAAGAGAAAAGCACAUUAAUAAAUGUGAUUAAGUGAAACAGUGAGUAUCAUCCAACCCGGACACGUGUUGACCUGUCAGGAACCGACUUUAUGAUGUGGCAAAGCAGGAGUGAGGCGAACAUAUUUAUAUAUAUAUAGAUUAGUAAAUUAAAAUUUUAUUUAACCUAUGAUUCAAUUUUUUUUUGAACAACAACCUAUGAUUCAACUAUAUCAAGAUUCUGGCCCCCUAAAAGACUUUUUGAUACUUUAUAUAAUAGCUAGGGUCGGUCCGCGCUACGCGCAGAAUAUGGUUUAAACGUGUUAUAUAUAAUUAUAUUAUUAUAUAUUUUCAUUGCGUGUGUGUUUAUGUUAGCAUUUGCAAAAAUAAUGUAUAAAUAAUAACGUUAUGUUUUUAAGAAUGUUUGGGUGUGGAAAAAUUAUAUAUACUCAGAUUUAUUAUUGAUUUUGAUGGUUGUGUCUAUAAUAAGAGGUUGCGGAAUAUAUCAUAUUAUAUAGGUUGGAUGAAGUUUACGUGGUCUUCUGAUUGUAUGUUUUUAUAAGGCUGAAUCAAUUAUUGAUUGGUCAAACUUGAUUUGCUAUAUUUUGGAAUCUGAAGAAUGAGCUUGUAGUUUUUAUGCUUAUUAUUUGUAUGAAUGGCAUGGGCUGCAGAGAGUUGCAUUUCGUAACAAUUAUGUAUAUUUUGUGUUAGUUUUUGUCUGUUUGUUUAUAAUCAUUUUUUUCAAUAUCCCGAUUAAGUUGAUUUAUUUAUAAAAUUUUGUUCAAACUGAAAUUGAUUUUUUUUUUAUGAAAAGCAAUGGAGACACUGACUGUGAAGAGAUUAGCAUAGCAAAACUAAUCAAAAUUUAAAACAAUGAAGUGGAAAAGUGUAAAAAGAAAAUGUGUCUAUGGUUAUACAUGAUAAACUAUCUUCAAGAACUUCUCCAAUUUUGCUUGAAAUAUAAACAUUCAGUGCAUCUACUUUCAAGAUCAUUGAGCUUGCAACUUCUUGGUGGUAUCAUGAGGAUUAUAUUUGUACUAUAAGACUUCCUCCUCAUGAUAGGAACAGCAUCGUUUGAUUUAUCUCCAGCACUUGUCCGCUCUGGAUUGUUGGUUUGCCACUUUUUUUUUUAACACUGAUUUAUUAUGAUCUUACAAUUAUGAUAUAGGAAAUAUUACAUAGACGAUUCGACAACCGACAAUACUACCUGCCUUAUGAAGACCUACGCCUAACUGCAGCACCUGAACCGUCCUAUGAAGAUCCACGCCUGACCAGAUUUACUUGCACCAUGUUGAAGAUCUCUUGCAAGCCUUUCCUUUGUAGUGUCUGCAUAAUUGGUUAAUAAACCGCUCUCUCCGGGACUUGAAACCUGGAUUUCCUGUAAUCUGCAAUAAAUUGCAUAGUCUGGAAUUCGAACCCCAGACCUGGGUGUAGAAGCCUUUAAACCUUAACCAAUAGGCUACGGUGCUUCCACAAAGAAAGUUACCUUUAGCAUAUUGGUUGGUGGCAGAGAGCUUGAGAUGUUUUAGGCCUUGUUGGGCUUGUUCGACGCAAAAUAUUGCUUGAUUCCUCCAAUAUAAUGCACUUCACCAUUUUCAUGGUUGAAGCAAACUUCCAUCUCUUUCUAUAUAUAAAAUCUUGUUAUUUUGUGAUUAUAAAUAAUCUAAAAAACACGGCUGGGCUUUUAUAUUACUUUCAAUUUUUAUAUAUCUAAAUGAAUAAAGGUUACAAUAUUUUAUAUUUAUUUUGAAUUUAUUUAUAUAUUAAUAUAAUUAAUUAAAAAAAAAAACUGGUGAAAACUGUUUUAAAUUUUAUAGAAAUUCAUAUUCAUUUUUAAUAUUUAGUAUAUAGACUUAUAAAAAAAAGAUGUUGUAUAUAUAUAUUAUUACAUAAAAUAUAAGUUUAGAAUGGUGAAGUAUCAAAUUUUGCUCUUUUUUGAUGAUUUAGUGCAACAUAAAAUAUAAGUUUAGAAUGGUGAAGUAUCAAAUUUUGCUCUUUUUUUACGAUUUGGCUGGACUAUAUGUAUAGAUGUCAAAUACAAAUUUUAGAGAAAAAUAAAUAUCUAAGUGGGAGAAAUUUUAUCAAAGAAAAUAGGUGAUAAAUAGUAAAAAGUAUUUUCUCUUCUUACCGUUAGUCUCAAAUCAAUCGUUGAACUUUUAUAUUGUUGAAACCUGAUAUUUUUUGUUUACCAAAUUUGUAUCUUUUUAAGUUUUUAUACAUUGGAUCUAUUUAAAUAUGUAUUCUUGGCCCAUCUAAGUUACAGAAGUCCAUCGAACAAUAAUAAACCUAAUAUGUAAUUAAACUAACCCACCAUUAAAUAGAAAAAAACCCUAGAUUAAACAUUAUAGUCUGCGGUAUUGAAUCUUUUUCUUUCUCAGCCGCACAAAACAACAUCUCCUAUGCUCGCCGUCAUACAUCUCUGUAAUAUCUUCUCACUGUUAUGCUUUUCUUCUCUACACAAAACCUAGAUCCUCUGUAACCUUCUCUUCUUGCCGUUUUCUAAAAUCUCAAAAAUUUGCUAAAGCCUUGUAGCCCUUGUUUGUCUUCCUUCAAUCAUAAAAAGUUGUUGUAUCUUCUGAUUUUGAGGUGGAGGAAUAACGUCAUGCUCAUGCUCGUUGAGGAAGUGCUGAGAGAUGUGAGAUAACUUUGAAGAUGAUGCUAAAGGGAUGAAUCCUUACUUAUUUAUAGAACAGAGACCGAAACGACAUGAACAGAGACGGCUUGGAAGUUACUGUCAAAGCGCCGGACCAACAUGCAAUUUCAGAGACGGCCUAGCAUUUGGUUGGAUAGCGGCCCAGAGAGAAUUAUCCAUAUUAGAGUGUCUCGUGGAAGCCCAUUUUUAAAAGACACAGUAGAGUGGAUGCAAUAAAAACGCAUGGAAACGGUGAGUUUUGUAUGUUGGGACAGGUGUCACGUUCACAGAGCUUGACUUUUUGAGCUGGCUGCUGAGGUGGCGCGUCCAGGAGAGAGAUAACUCUACUUUAUAUAUAAAGAUAUCUUGUAACAGAGUAUGCGAUAAGUUGUGUACAACAUGAUCAAACACGUCGUCUUUCGUAUUUUAGAAAUUAUAAGUCAAAUAAUAUUCAUCUGACAAAGAUAAAUUCGUUUACAUGUCAAUUAGUACAAGCUUCUUGUACUCAGUUUCAAAAUUUAAAUUAAAUCUUAUAUUAACGAGAAUAAUUGUCGCACAAGUCAAUUCGACUAUUUACUGCUUUGUCAAAGCCUGAACCAAAUAUUGUUCCGUCUAAUAAAUCGAUAAAGACAAGUUUUACCCAAAAAAGUUCUGAUGUGGGGGUUAUGCUUGAGAAAUGAUACUCUUAUUUUUUAUGACAAAAAAAUGAUACUCUUACAAUAGACAGUAUAAAGGUAAUAAAGAUUGGCAUCGCCUACAUAGAUUUCCUGUAGCUGGAAUUUUGUGAUGCAUAAGUACUGAAAAAGUGAUGACCGGUGGUUGGUAAUUGAAUAAUUUAUCUUGUAGACUCUUUUAUAUAUUUUUUGCUAACUUUAGAUGUCUGGCCGAAAUUUAAAUAAUUAUUCAGAAGAUAGAUAUUAAUGAAUAACUUAAUCUUUAAUUUCUAAAUAAAAUUUGAGACAUGGUUUCAUGUCGUCUGAUCAAACAAAUGGCAAUUAGUUUCUAGUAAGAAUCGAAUCCAUGAGAUUCUUUCAUAUAUUUGAAAAAUAAUUAAAAUCAAUAUGGGAUAGUCGCUAGUUAAAACAAGUUUUAUACCUUUUUGUCAAGUAUGGAAUUCUUAACGGCAAUUACUAGAUAGGACAUAGAUAUCAAACAUCAACAUUAGUUUUUAAACAUUUCUAUGAUCUCAAGUAAUAGUUUGUUUUAUUCUUUUUCAUCAUUCGAAUUUCAUUUUAAACUAUCAUAUAUAAAUUGUAUUUUGUGAUAAUAUUGUAGUUCGGUAUAGACGUGUAUACAUCAUCUCUUGUGUGUGCUACUAGUUUAACACAUAUUAUGUGUAUGCAUGUAUUACAUACAAAGAGAUUAAAUUUAAAUGUGUACAUAACGGAGCAUGAAGUAGAGGAUGCAUGGGACCGGACGUGUUCAUGAAAAGGCGGAACGCGCCAAUGUUUCUCUGUUGAUCGGCAACACCAGAACAUGCCCAUGUCACCCGCUCUUUUUUUUUGUCAUUCUUCACUUCCGUUUCUUCCUCUAUUUCAAAUUUGAUGAUUACACCAAAAAAAAAAAAUUUUGAUGAAAACAUGUUCAUCUUCUUCUUUCUUUUUCUCUUAAAAAGGACCUACCACUUAAUGGUAUUGGACGUCACAGAUAUUUACCUACAUCCACCGGAGAAAACAUUAGUAAUUUAACUAAGCAGUGGUAGCUUGAUGAUGAAAAAAGCAUUGGAUGGAGAAAUACAUAAAUUCGUCGGUCCUUUGAUUGGUUUUUAAGUUUAGCUCUUAAUAUUUGUUGUUUAUCCAGUAGUAAGAAUUUUGCCCUAUAUAAAGCUUUUGUAUUUUUUCGUUAUUAUGCAGUUUUGAUUGGUUACAGAAAGUAAUUUGUAAAUGAGAUUUAUAGCACCGAAAAGCGUAUUUCAGAUUUUAAAUAACUUUUGACUUUUUUUUAACGCUGAAUAAUUAUGCUAUUACAAACUAUGAGAAAUAUUACAGAUGAUUCUACAGUAUUUAGUUUAUGAGGAUUCACGCCUGAUUAUAUUAUCUGAGCCACCAUAUGGGAUCCACAGUUGAUGAUACUCUUUGUGUCUUGAUGCAUAUCUCUUUUAUACAUUUUUUCUCUUAAUAUUUCUUGGUGUAGAAAUAUUAAUGAACAUUUAUUUAAAUCACUGGACCAAUGAGACUUCUACAAACAACUUUUGAUUAAGAACUAAAGAAAAAUACUCAAACUCUAGAAAUUUCUACUCGAUCAUUGUUUCUUUUGAAAAAUUGAGUAGUCUCUGAUCCAUGUAUGUACCAAGUCAAUAAAAAGUGUUUUUAAUUUGUAAAUAUUGAAAAAGUUGGGUUGGCUGAAAACAUGUAUACUGUUUUAAAUCAUUUUGAAAAUUAAAUCUAAAAAUUACUUGGUUCAUUUUUUUGAACUAAAAAAAAGAAUCAAGUAAUUUUUUUCUUAUUUGAUUCCAGAGAAUUUUCAACACUUUUUAAGGAAAACCAAUAAUUUAAAUUUCUUGAAUUCAAAUUUGUUUUUCUGAUUUCAAUGAGAAUUUCUAUGUAGCAUGUUCUAAAUUUCAAGCAAAAGUUGUUUGAAAUUAGUCAAAUGGCUUACAAGUCGACAUGCUUAUAUGAGGAUGAAGAAUUAUUUAGAUAUAAAUAAUACAAUAAAUAUAUAGAUAGAAAUUAAACAUAUAAAUAUAAAGAAUACAAUAAACAUUUUGGUUCAAUAAAAAUAUAGAUAGAAAUUAUAGAAGUAUGUAAUAUUUGUUUGGUAAAAUACUGUUGUCAUUACAUAAGGUAAAUGCAUACGUGGAGCUGGAGCGGCGGAUGCCCAUUUUGGAGUCUUAGAGCAUCAUUAUCUCUAAAAUCCACUUUGGAUUAUUUAAAUUUUUUUUCUGUUUUAACAAAAAAUUAAAAAGAAAAUUAAUUGCAGACCGUUACGUGUCAGUGAGACCUGCAAACAGUACAAAAAAACUCUCAACAACCGGAUCUUAUUUGAUGACUAUUGUAACCGGUUUUUAACAAAAAAGGGAGACCCACGUGCUAAGAAACCGAUUUGGGAUCUGCGAUAAUUGUGCCCUUACGUACUGUCCAUGCUCUUGACUUUCCUCUGCAUCCACGCGUUUAUGUUUAGCUUAUUAAUAUCGUGAAAGGGGCUGGGCACGGGAAUAUCUGGGUAUUUAGAGAUAUUUGUAAUUUGUUUAUAUAUUACGGAUAUCAAAUUUUUCGAUUUUUUUGCUCUAGAAAAAUAUAGAUAUCCGAAAAACCAAAUAUCCUAAAAAUAUGUAGAUAGUUGCGGAUAUCUACAAAAUACUUACGGAUAUAUCAUUUCGUUUUAGUUAAUACAAAUAAUCUAGAAAAAAAUCAAACUAAAUUUGCUCUUUAAAAUAUUAUAUAUGACAUAUAAAAUAAAAAAUAAAAAUAUAGUGAAACUAUAAGUUUGUAAAUUUUAAAAGGAAAAUUUUCAUGUUUACCACAUUGUUGGUAUCAUUAUUUAUGUUUACCAUCACUAAAGAUAUAUUUUCAAAAAUAUCUUCUUCAUUAAGAGUCAAAAGACUCUUAUAACUUUGCUCUCUAUAUAUACAAUAAAUAACUAUUUAAAAAAUAAAAAAAAAAUUUUAUGUUAUCAAAUUAUACUUUUUGAGAUUCGAACUUUUUUAUAAAAAAAUAAAUUUUGAAUUUUUAUCAAAAUCCAAAAAUUAUUUUUGAAAAAAUAAUUAGACUUUUUAAAUAUUUAUUUAUAUAAUUAUUAUAAUCCAAAUCUCUACAUUCCAAAAAUCCUAACUCAUCCAUCAACUCUAAAAUCUAAGUCUAGAUUAGUUACUUCUAGGGUUAUAAAUAUCAUUUUUCUUCUUUAAAAAUGAGGGUAAAAAUGGUUAAGUAAAACAUGAAAAGUGGUAUCAUGAAUGUGGUAUUUUUUUGGUAAUUUCUCAUUUUAAAAUUAGUUAUAAGAAAGACAAAUUUAAGAAAAGUUAUAAAUAUCAUAAAAAUUUCUUUUCUUUUUUUGUGUUUAAUACCCUUUUAAGUAAUAAUGUGAAUAUAAUUUAUUAAAUCAUAUGUUAAAAUAAAAAUUAUAUAAGCUUAUACAUUUAAACAAUAUAUAUGUAUUUAUAUAGCUGGCGGAGUGGAGUAGAUAUCAUGUUAUUAAAACCAGAGCGGAACAAAUAUCUGGUUAUGAAAAUCUUAGUAUUUGUGAAUUGUUUCAUUUUUAACAGAUAUUUAUUUUUAGUAUUUAAUUUGUUCUAAGACUUUACGGAUAUCCAGAUUUUUCGGAUUCAAUAAAAGAAAAUAACGGAUCGAAUCAAAUUUAACGGAUAAAAUUCUUAACCCUAAUCAUGAACACGGUUCAGCUUGGCAUACUUCCAAAGAUAAAACAGUGACUAAUGUUGACAAUGUUUGGAUAUAUAAUAAAACAAAAUAAAAAUUCUAAUUAUUUUUCGAUUAUAAUAAAUUUUGCAAAAAAUAAAUUUACAAUUUCACAUGGUUAAAAAUAGAUAAAAGCAUAGUGUUUUGACCAUUUUAAUGAAAAUAAUUAUCAGAAAAUAAUUUCUUUUCUUUUAUUUUGGUAUAUUAUUUUUAAAAAAUUACAAAAUUAUCAAAAUUAUCUAUCUCUCUGUAUUUACUAUUAGCAUUUAACAGUUUUCACCAAAUUUAUAUAAAAAAUUUUGAAACUUUUUUCCAAAAACUUAAUUUUCAAAAAAAAAAAAAAAAAAAAACUUUUUUCCAAAAAAUUAACAGUUAUUCAAAAAUUGAAAAUUAUGAAAAUUGCUAUAACUUUUUAUUUACAAAUAAUAUUUCCGGUUUUCUUGAAGAUAUAUGUGAUUAAAUAUCUUAUAAAAGCUAGCUUGUAUUUUUUUUUUUUUUUUACAAUUGUAACAAUUUGUGUAUAUUAUCGCAUUACCACGAACACGUAAUGAUUAGUGCAAUAUGUAUGUGUGAAAAAAAGUAUAUGAUAAACAACAUCUUUUAAGAAAAAAAGUCCAAAAAUUGAGAAACUGAUUUCACUUUCUUAGUAGAAAUUGAUUUCACUUGUCAUAACUCAAACUAUAGAAAAAGAAGACUCCAAAAUAAAAAGAAUGAACCCAAAAAUGUGAAACUUGUGAGCCUAACAUUUGGCGGUCGCGUGAUGACCGCCGUUGAAAAUGGUGGCCGGCGGCUUCUAUAUUUUGAAACACAUAAACUUCAACAACACCAAACUCCACCCACGUGUUACAUCGUAUCUAAUACCUAUCCCAAGAGAUAUAAUCAGCCUACCUAACUAAUUAACUAAAUUAAUAUAAUAGUAUUAAAUUGAUUAACUUGAUUCACUACGCACAUAGGACUCAGCUUGAUUCACUAAAGAUUAUGAGAAAUUUACUCUCAGAGACACAUUCCAAGUUAUGAAUUACUCUUAUAGACACUUUGACCCAAAUAGACACUUUCUCUUAGUAAAUUGUCAUAACUACCCCUUAUCUAUGUAAAGAAUAACUAUUGGAUAAGUGUCUAACUAGAUCGUAAACCAAGAAACUGAACCAACCGAUUUUCUCAUUUUCAUUAUAACGAUUAGAAAACUAGUGAGGAAAAUAAAAAAAUUUCGAAAUAUAAUAAAAUCUUUUUCACUUUUGUAAGACAGAUCCCCUUUUCAAAAUCGAUUACCCCCAGAUAUGAACCCUAAUUUUGGCUCUUUACCAACUUCUACUAAAACUACAGAUCGAUCCGAACCCUAAUCCACUUUCUCAAAUUCGACAUCUCCAUCACUUUGUUGAAGCUUUAUGUCUCCACCUCUAGCUUUUGUUCGAUCUGAAACUGUUCCGCCAACUCUUCAUACUCGACCAUUGGUGAGUCACACCAUGAAUUCAGAAACUCCAAUCCAUUCUCAAUCAUAACUCUAUGUUCCUAAUUUCAUAGAUAUAUCUAACAGAUUCAUAUAUGGAAAGUUAAUUUCUUGUCUGAUUUUUUAUCUUGGUUCAUGAGGGUAAAAACAGUGGUGGAGGUGGCUACUCGAGAGGAGGAGGUGGUGGUGGAUGCCGUUGUGGUGGAUGUGGAUACAGAGGUGGAAGACGUGAGGAUGAAGAGCUGGUGGUGAUUAUGGAUGCCGUGAUGGUGGAUGCUAUGGUGGUGGAUGUUGAUACGGAGGUGGAAGACGUGAGGAGGAGGAUGUGGUGGUGGAUGCCGUGGCUGUGGAUGCUGUUGUGGUGGAUGUGGAUACGAAGGUGGAAGAUGCGAGGAGGAGGAAGUGGUGGUGGAUGCCGUGUUGGUGGAUGUUGUGGUGGUGGAUGUGAAUAUGAGGUGGAAGACAUGAGGUGGAAAAGGUGGUGGUAGAUAUGGUGUCCACAGAAAAUUUUGUAACAUUUUCACGUCCACAUAAACUGUGUCCACAGAAGUGUGUUCGACCACUGAAUUGUGUCCACAGAAAAGCUUAAUCGUUGUUUCAUGAUAAUGAUGAAUGAUGAAUGAUUUUAUAGAGAAAUUUUACUAAAUGACGAAUUAGAUCCAUAAUUCAUUGAUUCACAAAAAAAUUUCUUCUUUAUUCAAUUUAUAAAUAUCUAAAUCGAGUAUACAAGAAGUUAAUAAACAAUUCUCAUUUUUUUCUUAGACAGACAAAGAAGGCAAUUAUUUUCUAUAACAUUCGAUAAAAUCAUGUUAUCAACGCUUCUCUUGUCUACCAAUUUGUUUGUCCACAUAUAUGGUGUCCACAAAUUGUCUACGAGAAACCUUGUCCAUGAGAAUUCGUCCACAAAAACUCGCCCACAAAUCAACACAUCUCCGGAUCGUUGGAUUUGCUUUCUUCAAAAUGAUCUGACGUUCAUGAUAUAUUCUCAUAAACUCAUAUAUCUAACUUUUUGUUUUAUUGCUUUAUCCUUUAUUGCAAUUAUAAGGUAACUGGUUCUUUUUCGGUUUGCUUCCUUAAAAUAAAUAUAUUUCUCUUUAGUAAUAAUCAAGGUUAUUUCCGUCUCAAUAAAGACAGCUGGCAGGAAAAAGUGUGUCAAAAUUGCUUUGUGUCUUAUAGAGUAAACAAAACUCACAAUGUGUCUUUUUAUGUAAGUCUCUCAAAGAUUAUUCUGAUUACUGCAUACUUGAUUAAACAAUCUUUGUAAUCUCGUUCAUGACUUAUCCCUUUCUUGUCAAGUCAAACUUAUCUUCUUCGUUUCUUUCUUUUCUUUUAGUUUCAUUUGAUCUUUGACUUGGGCCUCCUUGCAAACUAAAUACCUUUCACAUUUUGGAAUAACAAGUUUUUGAUAAUGUGUAUCUUUCUGCAAUUAAUAAUUUCACUUUUCUUCAGGCUGCUGUCUAAAAUUUCCUAAAUUCAUUUUUCAUAUACAACUAAAAUUGCCAAGAAUCUUCUUAAGUGUGUACAUAACUUUGGAACGUUUGAUUUGCGUUCCUCGAUUCAUUUUUCCAAAUUACUAUAUAAAUGAAAUUUCAUUGGAAAAAAAAAAUUUCAUGGAAAACAUAUUUUUUGAAAAUUCUAACCAAGUCAUACUAAUUUGCUAUGCAUGCAUGUGGUAGAGUCUCACUUUAGAUUUCUAUUUAAAAAAAAACAAGCCCAAAAGACAAAUAGGGAUUCCACCAAUUCAUUAAUGAGUCACCUUUUGUCAACAUUCUUAAAUAGGAACUUUCCUUCUCUCUCUCUAUUAUAUCAACUAUAUAUACAUCAUACUUCAUGCUUUCAUAUCAACCUUAAGGCUAAGAAUUUUAUUGAAUUCAUCUCUCACUACUAUUUCUCAGAAUCUGAUAUAUCAAAAGCUUUUCAUGGCCGUACGUUUAGUGACGAUCUGGCUUUUCAUAGUCUUAGCCGUCAUCAUCGUGGCCUCGCCGUCGCCUGUUGUUUCAAGAAAGCUGUUGGAGAUGAAGAAACAAGAGAACUUGACGGUGAGAGAGGAAGAAAAGAGUCACAUGCCUCACGUGACCAAAACCACUACCCUAACUGCUCUGCCAAAGGGAAAAAUCCCAAACUCGACGCCGAGCAAAAAGGGUCAUGCCGCCGUCUCCACCGUGAAACUCCGAUCUCGACAUCUCUCCACCGUUAGCCGGUUUCUUCAAUCCGUUCCCAGUCCCGGUGUUGGUCAUUGAUAGUCUCCGUUAGAUUCCUACUUCAUUUUUCAAAAAGUUCAGUACAUUCUUUUCUCCUAACUAUCAUAAUACGAAAUUUCCAUGAGACUUUACAAAUUGUUUUGUUUUAUUUUCGUUUAAAAGUACAUUUAUUCAGGUAUCCAAAUUUUCCUUGUGUAAAUUAGUAAAAGUUUAUUGUUUUCAAUAUCACACGGGGUUUUAACAUCCCAUCUUGUAAUUAAUUAAUGAAUGUUACUUCACUUUU
Molecule: messenger RNA, 12741 nt
Organism: Brassica rapa (field mustard)
Lineage: Eukaryota; Viridiplantae; Streptophyta; Magnoliopsida; Brassicales; Brassicaceae
Product: precursor of CEP14-like
Biological process (GO): cellular response to nitrogen starvation; response to osmotic stress
Source: RefSeq, a predicted model, not a curated record